CGGCUGUGCUGCCGGAAGCCGCGGGACGCGGCCCGGCGCCGGGACGUCAGGGUGAGCAGCCGCAGGCAUGCUGCGCCCCAAGGCUUUGACCCAGGUGCUCAGCCAGGCCAACACUGGAGGCGUCCAGAGCACCCUGCUACUGAAUAACGAGGGAUCGCUGCUGGCCUAUUCAGGGUACGGAGACACAGACGCCCGGGUCACCGCGGCCAUCGCCAGUAACAUCUGGGCCGCCUACGACCGGAAUGGGAACCAGGCAUUUAAUGAAGACAACCUUAAGUUCAUCCUCAUGGACUGCAUGGAGGGCCGUGUAGCCAUCACCCGCGUGGCCAACCUUCUGCUGUGUAUGUAUGCCAAGGAGACCGUGGGCUUCGGAAUGCUCAAGGCCAAGGCCCAGGCCUUGGUGCAGUACCUGGAGGAGCCCCUCACCCAAGUAGCUGCAUCGUAGUGGACACCACUGGUUGCAGCCCAGAAGAGAGAAGAACAUUGUGCAUUGUGGAGGACAAGACUAUGGGGGAAGGCUGGGACCUUGUGUUUUGGCGGGGGAUGGUGUUUAUUUAAUAAUAAACUUUAGCUCUUG
This is a messenger RNA of Ochotona curzoniae (black-lipped pika), 577 nucleotides long. RefSeq names its product late endosomal/lysosomal adaptor, MAPK and MTOR activator 2 (gene LAMTOR2). The coding region runs from base 68 to 445 and encodes 125 amino acids. Gene Ontology annotation, biological process: positive regulation of TOR signaling; cellular response to amino acid stimulus. The transcript is spliced from 4 exons. The record is from RefSeq and is a predicted model, not a curated record. Gene Ontology annotation, molecular function: molecular adaptor activity; guanyl-nucleotide exchange factor activity. Gene Ontology annotation, cellular component: Ragulator complex. NCBI's taxonomy places the organism in Eukaryota, Metazoa, Chordata, Mammalia, Lagomorpha, Ochotonidae.